AUGGCAUCUGUUCAACGUCAAGAGUCUGUUGCAUGCUAUAUCCCAAGCGUGCGGAGCGCGAGUCCUGGGACCGCAAUCCAACGUCGCAUGUCUUCACGGCUCAAGUUUGAUACCCAACGGAUUCAAACCUACCUCGAAAAUUCCCAAGAUCAAACAGCCCUUUCAAGUGUGCUUCAAGCAACAUGGGCUUUCAUCCUGCACUACUAUACUGGCCUGGACCAAAUCUGCUUUGCGUAUGACGAACUUGACCUGGCCGGCUCGCCUAGCAAGACUGGACCAUCCGUUGCAAAGGCGCAAUUUCACGAUGGUACAUCAUUGCAAGAUGUAUUAGAACAAUUCAAAGGCAUGGAAGGUAAGUCUUGGCUUCCUUCCGAAACUCACUCUGAAAAUAGAUCAACGCAUUUCCAUUACAAUACAACCGUGAUGCUUCACCUACGAAGUUCAGCCUCAAAUUUCUCGAGGCCCAGUGUCUCGGCAACUUCACAGGCCGCUAUGGCAUUGCCAGAAGGAUGCAAAGUCCGCGUGCUGGCCAAACAUGUCAACAACUCCCUCAGUAUUUUUCUUGAAUGGAGACAUCCAGAGAUUUCUCCAUCUUUUGCUUCGAAUAUAUCGGCGCUCUUCAGCCGCGUGCUUGACUCUUUAACAAGCGGCUCAGAGGCUACUGUUAGAAGCUUUAAUCUGAUCACAGAUAGUGAUAAACAGCAAAUAUUCAAGUGGAAUGCCGCUCCACCGACGAUUGUAGAGCGGUGCAUCCAUAAUUUAAUCGAGGACCAGGUCGAAUCCCAUCCGGAAAAGGAGGCUGUAUGUGCAUGGGAUGGAAGUUUCACGUAUGUCGAGCUCGACCGACUGGCCGCGAAGCUUGCCUUGCACCUGAUUGAGCUUGGAGUUCGUCCGGAAAAUCGAGUGGCCCUUUGCAUGGAUAAAUCAAAAUGGAAUAUCGUCGCCAUGCUAGCAGUGUUGAAGGCAGGCGGCGCCUUUGUUCCCUUGGAUCCAACACAUCCAAUCGCGCGUAUCCAGGGUCUUGUUCGGGCAGUGGAAGCAAAAAUCAUGAUCUGUUCGCCUGGCCAUGUCUCUCGUCUAUCAUCAGCAGUAGAGACAGCGAUUGCGCUGGAUCAAGAGCGACUCGACGCUCUCGCGGUGGAUGGCGGGAAGGAGCACCUCCCUUCGCCCGCGCACGGCAAGAACGCAGCCUACGUCCUUUUCACCUCAGGAUCUACGGGAGAGCCCAAGGGAACGGUGAUCGAGCACCAGGCCUUCUGCUCUGGAGCACACGUCCAUGGCCCGGCUAUGCUCAUAGAAUCUGAUUCUCGUGUGCUGCAAUUCGCAGCCCACACGUUUGAUGCCAGUCUAGUCGAGAUACUGACACCUCUUAUGCGGGGUGCAUGCGUAUGCAUUCCAAGCGAGGAAGCGAGACUCAAUGGAAUUGCCUCUGCGAUCAACGACUUGCGCGUGAAUCACGCCUUUCUCACGCCUUCUUUCAUUCGUUUCAUUGAGCCUGUCGAAGUUCCCGGCCUUCAGAGACUGGUCUUAGCCGGUGAAGCACUCACGCAGGCUAAUAUCGAGACAUGGUCAGCGAUCAACCUUGUCAACGGCUAUGGACCGACGGAAAGCUCUGUCGCUGCUAUAGUAAACGCAAACAUUACCAGAACGACUGCUUCUCAGGAUAUUGGAUUUCCAGUUGGUGUGAGAUGCUGGGUCGUUGACCCGGAAGAUCACAAUAUUCUUCUUCCAAUUGGUUGCACAGGAGAGCUUCUGCUGGAAGGCCCUUCCUUAGCUCGUUGCUAUCUCAACAAUGAGGAGAAGACUACGCAGUCAUUCAUUUUCAAUCCUGAGUGGACACAUAACGCCAAUAACAACGAGACACGUCGAUUUUACAAAACCGGUGACUUGGUACGAUACAACUCCGAUGCUGGGUCAUUUGAUUUCGUUGGCAGGAAAGACACCCAAAUAAAGUUCCAUGGACAACGAAUUGAAUUAGGCGAAAUUGAAUCUCAUCUCAUUCGUCAUCCGGUAAUUAAACAUGGCCUAGUAUUACUACCGAAAUCUGGUCCGGUGGCCCAGAAAUUGGUAGCGGUCGUGUCCCUUGAUGAUGGUUUAUUAGGCGACGUCUCUAGUGACCCAGUCCCUUUGAGGAUGUUGGAAACUGUUUCUUACGAGGAACAUAUUUCCAAAGCCAGGGGAAAUAUGAGAAACAUUUUGCCAACAUAUAUGAUACCCUCCAUAUGGUUGUGCAUUGAGUCAUUUCCUAUGCUUGCGUCCCGCAAACUGGACCGCCGAGCAACUCUGAGUUGGCUGGAGACUUUACCGAAAGAUACCAGAAACAAGUUGAUGCCAGUUUCAGAGGAAACUCUCGCAGGCACAAAUGGAGAAAUGAACGAUGUGGAAAUCAAGUUGCAACAAAUUUGGAGUCGGGUUCUCAAUAUUUCGCUGUCGAGGACUAGUUUAAACCACAGCUUUCUAAGCUUGGGUGGAGACUCAAUAACUGCCAUGACAUGCAUGAACCAGUGCAAGAAAGUUGGUCUUGGAUUAAGCGUACAGGAGAUUUUGCGCUGCGAUUCUAUCAAAGAACUGGCCAACUGCGUCAAACUGGUUGGUAUUCAAAACGAGUACCACGAGGAUAUUGAAGUGCCAUUCAACCUGUCACCGAUACAGAAACUGCACUUUGAUGUGCGCAGCGAUGAUGAAGGUCACUUCAAUCAAAGCUUUUUCUUACGACUAAACCGCAAAGUUGCAGAACAAGACCUGAGACAUGCUAUCACUGUUAUCAUGGCCCGGCAUUCAAUGCUCAGGGCUCGUUUCUCUUAUAACGAUUCUCAGCAGAGAUGGGAACAGAAAAUAACGCGCCAGUAUGACGAAUCAUAUCGUUUUGCUGUUCACGAAAUAUCGUCACAGGAGCAGGCAAAAGAAACCAUUGCUGACAGCCAAUCAUGUCUAAAUGCAGUUACUGGACCAGUUAUAUCAGUGGACCUCUUUUCCCUACAAGAUAGUAAUCAGCUAUUAUCACUAAUUGGCCAUCAUCUGGUCAUCGAUUUGGUGUCCUGGCGGGUUAUACUCGAAGAUUUGGAGGAGUUGCUCCUUCAUCCUUCAUCACCGUCACUGCUUGAACCCACGAUGCCGUUCCAAAGUUGGAGUCGCCUUCAAGAGUAUCGGAUCAAAGACGAUAAUUCAAAGCGCAUUGUAGAGACUGACAAUGUCCCCAUUUGUGACCUCUCAUACUGGGGAAUGAACGACAAUGUGAACACAUAUGGUGAGGUUGCUUGUGACGGUUUUGAGCUGGACCAUGCAACAACAUCAAUGCUUAUGACGGACUCCAACACUGCAUUACGCACAGAAAUAGUCGAUAUAUUGGUGGCCGCCUUGUUACAUUCCUUUGGAAAAACCUUUCCCGAUCAUUCAAUUCCCGUCGUACACAACGAAGGCCACGGUCGAGAGGCGUGGGAUCAAUCCAUUGAUAUUUCCCGAACCAUUGGGUGGUUCACUAUAAUCUACCCUGUUUUUGUCCAAGCAGCAGCUUUGGACAAUUUGAUCGACACUCUUGUACAAGUCAAAGACCGCCGCAAGCGAGUAAAAGACAACGGAAGAGAGUAUUUUGCAAGCAGCAUUUUGACAGACACCAGCGCGAAACAGUAUAAUCCAAUGGAGAUCACAUUCAACUACCUUGGUCGAUAUCAGCAGUUGGAAAGAGCUGGAGCAUUAUUCCAGCCAAUUCAUGGCCUGGCUGGUGAAACAAGUCAAGGUGGAGGAGCAGCCGACUUCGGGUCAGAGACUCCUCGAUUCGGGUUGUUUGAGAUAUCUGCUGUGGUCGUUCAGGAUGUGCUGAGAUUUACUUUCUCUUUCAAUGGUACGAUGAAACAUCAACAGAAAAUCCGGGAUUGGAUUUCGCUCUGCCACUCGACCCUUAGCCAACUAUCCUCAGAGCUAGUCUCUCUUCAGCCUCGACCAACAAUUAGUGACUUCCCAUUACUUUCCUUGAAUGAUACGGAUAUCUCUACUCUCCAUACAGAAAAGUUGCCAGCUUUGGGAAUCACGUCAUUCGGUGAUGUUGAGGAUAUGUAUCCUUGCUCACCACUGCAAAGAGGGUUGUUGAUUUCGACAAGCCGUGAUCUUUCUUUCUACGCUGUUCGAGGAACAUACGAAAUAAAGCCAACGAGAGGCCAGGUAGAUGUACAGUUGCUGGCUCAGGCCUGGCAGCAAACCGUGGAUCGACAUGCAGCGUUGCGAACCCUGUUUGUUGAAAAUCUCAGUUCGGACGAUUUGUAUUCGCAGAUUGUACUGCGUCGCUACGUUUCUUCGCCUCGAAUUCUCCGCUGCUCCAGUGAAGCUGAUGUGGCGUCUGUACUUGAUUCUAAUGUUAUGGGAUUCAGCACUCAGAAACCCUUGCAUCAAUUCACUAUCUGUGUGACUGACUCCAACCGUGUAUUCUGUCGAUUGGAAAUGAGUCAUGCUAUUAUGGAUGGAACAUCAAUCUCUCUGAUCUUACGGGACCUAGAGCAAGCUUACGCAGGAAAUAUCUCCCGGAACACCAAGCCACUUUUCAGCGAUUUUAUCUCUUACUUACAAACGGUGAAUAUUGGCGAUUCCAUUGAUUACUGGAAAUCAUACCUUUCUGGAGUUGAGCCAUGCCAUGUUUCUGUCUUAAACGACGGAUAUGGUUCAGAAAGAAAAUACAGCAGCCUCCGUCUAGAUUUUAAGAAAUUCGAUCUCCUUCAGUCUACAUGUGAGAAAUACAAAUUGACAGUCGCCAAUGCUAUCCACGGAGCCUGGGCCCUCACGCUUCGCUGCUAUACUGGGAGCGAUGAGGUCUGCUUUGGGUAUCUGCUAUCCGAAAGAGACGCUCCAAUCGAGAAUUCAGAAGAGGUCGUUGGACCUUUGAUCAACAUGCUCGCUUGCAGAGUCAAUAUGCCUGCAGAUCAUAGUCUCAGCAAUAUUUUACAAGGUGUCCAGGAAGAUUACAUGAAGAGUCUCCCAUUCAAACAUUUCUCCUUAGCGGACAUCCAGCAUGAGCUGGGACUUUCCGGAGUUGCUCUUUUCAACACUUGUCUUUCCUACCGAAAACUUCUACCUGAACCCGACAAAGUGCCACUGAUAAAAUUCGAGGAGCAUGGCGGCUUGCAUGAUCCUACGGAAUAUUUAGUAUCUAUCAAUGUCGAAGCUUCUGAUAAAGAAGCGGUGAUAGACCUCGACUAUUGGACAGAUCUCCUGUCUCAUGGUCAAGCAGUUAACAUGGCCAAUACGUUCAUCAAGGCUCUGGAAAACAUCAUCGAACAUCCGGAAAGUACCCUCGGUGAAUUAAACUACAUUCCAUCUGGUUCAUUGGAUCAGAUUGUGGAGUGGAACAAUAAUAUGCCCGAAACGAUCACAAAGUGCAUUCAUGAAGUUUUCCAAGAACAGGUGCAGGUAAAUCCAAAUGCACCUGCUAUCUGCUCCUGGGAUGGGAACUUUACCUACUCAGAUGUGGACAAUCUUUCUUCUCGUCUUGCCAAUUACUUGAUCAGCUUGGGUGUUGAACCGGAAACAUAUGUGGCUUUGUGUUUCGAUAAGUCAGCGUAUACAAUUAUUUCCAUGAUUGCUGUUCUCAAGGCUGGAGGUGGCUGCGUUCCAUUGGAUGCCGGCCAUCCCAAGGCGGCUUUAGAUUUGAGGGUGCUUGAAAGUGGAGCUAACGUCGUUCUUUCCUCGCCAUCUCGGACUCAAUUACUUGAAGAUAUUGUCCCAUAUGCCGUCACUGUCGAUGCAUCACUAUUUGACGAACUUGAGGAUGCUGACGGAACCGUUUUCAAUUCGGCUGGUCCUGAAAAUGUGGCCUUCCUUAUAUUCACCUCAGGCAGUACUGGUCAGCCCAAGGGGGUUGUCCUUGAGCAUCAAAGUCUCGUGACCAGUGCUGAAGCUCAUGGUGCGGCUCUCGGGGUUGACACAUCUACUAGAUUCUUGCAGUUUGCGUCAUACUCUUUUGACAACAGCUUGGAAGAGAUUUUCACCACUUUGAUGAGAGGGGGUUGCGUCUGUGUUCCCUCAGAGGAAGAUAGGAUGAACAACCUCGCAAAGGCUAUGAACGACCUGGACGUCAAUUUCACCGAUAUGACAGCAACGGUAGCGUCAUUCCUCCAGCCCAGUGAUGUUCCGAGACUCAAGGGUCUCGCCAUUGGAGGUGAAGCCCCUACCCAGGAGAUCAAAGACACAUGGACCAAGGUACUGCGACUACAGAACAUCUAUGGGCCAACAGAAUGUUCUAUUAACUGUUGUCAUAAUGCUGAUGUUGGCCUUCUGAGCGAUGUUACCAACAUCGGCCGUGCUGUUGGAUGCGUCACCUGGGUCGUCAACCCAUCUGACCAUAACUCUUUAGUCCCCAUCGGCUGCGUUGGUGAAUUGUUAAUUGAAGGGCCAAUUCUUGCGCGUCAUUACCUCAACAAUCCAAAGAAGACUGAAGAUAUCUUUAUUGAGAACCCACGAUUUAUCUCAACUUCUGUUGAGAAGACUCCGACGGUCACACAAAGCAGUCACCGUAUGUACAAAACAGGAGAUCUGGUUCGAUACAACUCCGACGGAUCGCUUGUUUACCUUGGUCGCAAAGAUACCCAGGUUAAAUUGAACGGUCAGCGCAUUGAACUUGGAGAAAUUGAGCAUCGAAUGCAAGCCACGCUACCUGAAGACAGUCAAUGUUCAGUCGAUCUGAUCAUCACUCGCAAUGGGGACACAACGUCCAAAUUUUUGGUCGCGUUUGUAUGUCUCCAGGCUGAAGGGAAGACACAAUCACAGAACGAUGUAGACUUUGUUUUACCCAUGACAGAUGCCUUCCAAGCGAUAGCUAUGGCUACCAAGUCGACUCUUAUUUCUCAGCUGCAGAAUUACAUGGUGCCAAAUGUCUAUAUACCCGUGUCAUUCUUACCCAUGACGUCUUCAGGAAAGCUAAAUCGUCGACUUUUGCGUGUUACUGCAGAGGAAAUAUUCGCUAAGGAUCCGUCCUCAUAUAGACUUGGAGGAAGAACUGGGAGAUCACCUUCGACCACCACUGAGAAAGCAUUGCAAGACUUAUGGGCGUCAAUUUUGUCCGUCGAUCCUCAAAGCAUCAGCGCCGAAGAUACAUUCUUCCGACAUGGCGGAGAUUCCAUCACAGCUAUGAAGAUGGUUACUGCUGCUCGGAAGGAAGGUUACAUGAUCACGGUAGCUGACAUUUUCAAGACCCCUACACUGUCAGAUAUGGCCCAAAAUGUCUCGGGGCUUUCGUCAACAGCGGCUGUGGAAAUGGACGCAGAAAUUGCGCCAUUUUCAUUGCUCGUAAAUACUGUUUCUCUGACCAAGAUCAAAAAUGAGAUUUUGGCCAUUUGCCAAGUCUCGGAUAAGGAAAUUGAAGAUAUUUAUCCUUGCACUGCUAUUCAAGAAGGACUGAUAGCCCUAUCGAGUACUCAGGCAGGAUCGUAUGUCACCCAAAACAUCUACGAACUCGAAAGUGGUGUCGAUAUCACCAAAUUCAAAGCUGCAUGGCAAAGUGUUGCUCAAGCAGAGACUAUUCUUCGAACCAGAAUUGUACACUCAAAGCUGUGUGGAUUCAUUCAAGUUGUUGUGCGUGAGCGACUAGAAUGGGAUUCGUUCGAGAAUGUGGAUGCUCUAUCUUCACAAACCCGUUCUCUACCAGUUAGAAAUGGCGGUAAACUAUCACGAUACACAAUCGUUGGGGAAUUUACAAAGACGCCACGCUUUGUAUGGACGGCUCACCAUGCGGUUUACGACGGAUGGAGCAUGCCCAUUCUCUUAGAUAAGAUUAAAGCCCAGUACGAGGGUAGCUUGGAAGAUGCCAAACAACCUCAGAGGUCUUAUAGCCAGUUUAUCAAAUAUUUAGCAGGUGUUGACUCCGACGAAACUCAAAAAUUCUGGAUCGAGAAACUGGAUGGUUCGACAAACGCUCAAUUCCCGUCACUACCCAACUCUUCUUACAAGCCAUCGCCAAAGGACCAAUUUAUUCGCACCUUCAACCUUCCUAAUCGCACAUCAUCCGACAUAACACUGCCGUCUAUCAUUCGGGCAUCCUGGACUCUGGCCAGUUCCGUGUUUUCCUUCUCUGAAGACGUCAUCUUUGGAGAAAUCUUAACUGGCCGAGACGCACCUGUUCCUGGAAUUUCUGACAUCAUUGGACCAGUACUAUCGAUAGUGCCAAUGCGAUUACAGGUUGACAAGAGCCUGACUAUUAAUGGGUUCUUGCAAGAUAUCCAGAAGCAAGCAGCCUCUCUGAUACCAUAUCAAUUCACCGGCCUUCAAAACAUCAGAAACUUCAGUGAAGAUGCAAAAUCAGCCUGCAAUUUCCAGACCUUGUUUUCUAUUGCACAUGGGGAUUCUGAUGAUAUCUCUGGGGUCAUGUCUCUUCAAAGUGCUAACUCAGGGGAGACGAACUUCUACACGUAUCCUUUGAAUAUUUCGUGCUUCAUCUGGGACGGUGAGUUGGAGAUCCAGGUCCAUUAUGAUCAGAAGGUCAUUCCGCAGAAACAGCUGGAGAGAGUUUUGUCCCAGUUUGAAACCAUGAUUGCCAAUCUCUGUUUACAAAAGAAUGCAGAGUUGACAGUAGGAGCUUUUGAUCUAGUCAAUGCGGGUGACCUCAGCACAAUCCACAAUUGGAAUGCGGCCUUGAGUUUGAGCCGGAACAAUAAAUGUAUCCAUGACAUGAUUGAAGAGAAUGUCCGCCUACAACCGAACGCUUCCGCCAUCAACUCCUGGGAUGGUUCUUUCACAUACCGAGAGCUUGAAGAUCAUUCGAACGCUCUUGCUCACCGCAUUGCUGCUAUUGUGGAUACAAAGACACAACGCUUCAUCCCAGUCUGCUUUGAGAAGUCGGCCUUUGCUGUUAUUUCUAUGAUAGCUAUCAUGAAGGCAGGCUGUGCGUUUGUUCCUUUAGAUCCUCAACAUCCUGUAGCACGGCGCCGAGAAAUCGUCUUGGACACUAGUGCAGAACUUGCUUUAUGUUCUCCACAAUAUAGCUCCUUGUGCCAGGACGUUAUUGAUCAAGUUCUUGCUAUUGAUAAGACUACGAUCGAGAGACUUCCUAUGAACGAGGUUCCUCUUGGGAAAUGUGAUCCAAGCGCGGCAGCGUAUGUAAUCUUCACGUCUGGAAGUACCGGGAAACCAAAAGGCUGCGUUAGUAAGUACACUCUUCUUGCCCCAUGGCUGCCCAUGCUUUUGAUUGGAGCCAUCAAGAAUGGCCCAGCAUUUUCCUUUGGCCCAUCUUCUAGAGUCCUCCAAUUCGCUUCUUAUACAUUCGAUGCUAGUUUACUUGAAAUUUUGACAGUCCUUGUCAUGGGAGGUUGUGUCUGUGUCCCUCACGAAAGCACCCGACUUAACGGAAUUUCUCAGUACAUCAAUGAUAAGAACAUCAACACUGCUCUUCUCACGCCAAGCAUGGCCCAGACUAUCCAGCCUCGCGAUGUGCCCGGUCUGCAGAAUUUAGCCCUUGUGGGUGAAGCCAUGGCACCAAGCCAUCUAGAAACGUGGGCGAGCAAGGUCAGAUUGAUCAAUGGGUACGGACCUACAGAGACCUCGAUUGUUGCUGCUGUGAAGCCACAUAUGCUACAAGAAACUCACCCUUCCAAUAUCGGGACACCUGUCGGCAAUGCCUGGCUUGUUGAUCCAGACAAUCACAAUAGGUUAGUGCCUGUGGGUGCUAUUGGAGAGCUGUUGGUUGAAGGCCCGACCCUGGCCAGAGGUUAUCUCAAUAACACGCAAAAGACUGAAGAAGUAUUCAUUACGCAACCAGGCUUCACCAAAAGCGGCUCAUUACAAUUUGAUGGAGAGAGAAGAAUGUACAAGACAGGAGACCUUGUGAAGUACUCCCCAGAUGAUUCCGGUGACCUGCUUUAUAUUGGCAGGAAGGACAACCAAGCCAAGGUUCAUGGACAGCGACUCGAGCUUGAAGAGGUUGAGCAUCACCUGAAUUCAGACACUGAAGUUCUGAAUGCUACUGUCAUCAUACCAAAGACAGGAAAAUUUGCGAAGAAGCUAAUCGCAGUUCUCUCGUUACGCAAGCUACCUGUAUCGAGUUCCGAUAAUGAUAUUCUGCGAAUUGUGACGACUAAACCCGCUUUGCAAGGCGUUGAAACAAUACGACAAAGACUCGAAAACCAGGUUCCUGCUUACAUGGUCCCUUCAAACUGGAUCGUUUUGGAACAACUACCGCUACUGGCUUCAGGAAAGUUGAAUCGCAAAAUGGUCAACCAAUAUAUCGAGAACAUGGAAGAAGACGUUUACGACAGUAUUACAGCUGCUGCAUUAGAAAACUCACCGAGCAAGGUUGUCAUCAUAACAGAGACCGAGGCGAGCUUGCAAAGAAUCUGGGGUUCUGUUCUUAACCUCAAUGCCGAGAGCAUUAGCCUAGAUCGCUCUUUUAUCCAUUCGGGGGGCGAUAGCAUGUCAGCUAUGGCUGUCAUGUCCCAAUGUCGGUCACAAAACCUAGGAGUCACUGUGGAAAACAUCAUAACCUGCAAAUCGAUCCGUCAUCUUGCUUCACUCGUGAAAUUGCCUCAGAAGGCCGUGCUUGAAAAAGAAGAUUACCAUGAGUUUGAUCUUUCGCCAAUUCAAAGUCUCUACUUCCAAUGCAUGCACGGUCAAAGCAAUAAAUUCAAUCAGAGUAUGAUGAUUGAGCUCAAGGGAUCCUUCUCAAAAGAUAAAUUACAAGAAUAUCUCACAAAGAUAGUCAAGUUACAUCCAAUGCUGCGAGCUCGGUUUUCUAGAGGCGGAAACGGUGUUUGGAAGCAACGAAUUUCGGCAAAUAUUGAGGACUCGUAUUCUUUUCGCACAGUGGAAUACUUUGAGACUGACGAUAUCUCACGCGAGGCUGAGGAUGCUCAGGCGUCCUUGGACAUUGUCAAUGGUCCUGUGAUGUGUGCAGUGCUUUUUGAUGACCCACCCGCCAAUCCUCAGCUUCUUGUUUGUGCCCACCACCUAGUAAUUGAUGUUGUGUCUUGGGGCGUUAUUGUACAAGACCUCGAGGAUCUAUUACACGGACGACCAGUGACUGAGAGUGAAGGAACUUCUUUCCAAAGAUGGUGCAGACUGCAGACUGAAUACGCCAAACGCAGUUCAAACACCAAACCGCUACCACUGGAUAAUAUCCCAGCUGCUGACCUAGGGUUCUGGGGCAUGGAAGAGAACAACAACAUUCAUGGAGAUGUUGUUACUGAACAAUUCACAAUCGAACCAUCCACGACAAGAAGCAUCCUCGGUUUGGCGAAUGAGAAGUUGCAGGUUGAGCUUGUUGAUCUUCUUCUUGCAAGUCUUCAGUUCUCUUUUAGCCGGGUAUUCCCUAACAGAAAGACGCCGCCAUGCAUCUACAACGAAGGCCACGGACGUGAGCCUCACGAUCCCGAGAUCGAUCUUUCUCGUACCGUUGGAUGGUUCACUACUAUGAGUCCAGUGCAUAUGCCUUCCGACGCUACAAUGGGCGAUGGCGAUGGCGUUGGUCUCCGUGAAUGCAUCAGUUGGGUCAAAGACCUUCGCGGAAAAACUCCAGGAAAGGGAAUGCCUUAUUUUGCACAGCGGUUCCUUACUUGGGAAGGAAGUGAAAGGUAUCGCGACCACUGGCCGAUGGAAAUUACUUUCAAUUACCUCGGGAAACACAACACUUCCAAAAAUCACGAUAAAUUACUAGAGCCAAUCAAUGGUACCGGGCAAUCAAUUAACUCUUCUUUCGACAUUGGGGCUGAUGUCCCUCGAUUUUCGCUUAUUGAAAUAUCCGCGGCAAUAGUCGAGGACAGCUUGAACCUAUCGUUUUCUUACAACAAAGCCAUGGAAAGACAGACAGGCAUAGGCCGAUGGGUUGCAGACUGCAAAGAUUUACUGACUGACACCCUUAACGACCCUUGUUUGCAAAAGCCACAACCAAGCUUGAGCGACUUCCCUCUUCUACCGUUAUCAUUCCAUGGUCUUACAAAGUUGAGAGAGAGCUUGGAAAAAUCUGCAAUUAAUUCUUUUGAAGAGAUUGAGGACAUAUAUCCUUCUUCUCCUAUGCAGCAAGGCAUUCUGCUCAGCCAGUUCAAAGACUCUACUACGUAUUCAUAUCAGACCAUAUUUGAGGUUGACAUGCCCACGGCCGCGAUUGACGUGCAGAAGCUGGCUUCCGCCUGGCAAAGGGUCGUUCAACGCCAUUCCACACUCAGAACAAUUUUCAUUGAUGGCAGUCAUGAGUCCUCACUUAUGGAUCAAGUAGUUUUCAAGUCAGCAGACCCAAAACUCGUUCUUCUUGCUAAUUUAGAUGAAAAUGGCCGGCAGUCCUUGUCAGAAAUACAAAGUUUGGAUUUCAGAGAUGGUUCUCCACCUCAUCGCCUAGCAAUCUGCCAGACUCCUUCGGGAAAGGUUUUCUGUCGGUUUGACAUCAGCAACGCUAUUGCAGAUGGCACUUCCAUGCCAAUUAUCAUUCGAGAUCUCUCGAGGGAAUAUAUGGGCUUGGCUCCUAUGACCUCACAACCACCUAGAUAUGGCGAUUUUAUUGCCCACCUGCAAACUGUGUCCAAGGAGAAAAGUGUCAAAUACUGGAAACAAUAUCUUUCCGGUACAGAGCCCUGUUUGUUCCCGUCUUUGGUGGAAGAAGAACGACGCGAGAAAAGCCUCGGCUCCGAGAUUCUUAUUCUCAAGGACAAUGCACAAAUGCAAGAGUUUUGCAAAGACAUGGGAAUCACGAUGUCAGCUCUCUUCCAACUUGUGUGGGCUCUAGUCUUAAGGUCCUACACCGGUUCCGAUGAAAUAUGCUUCGGCUACGUCGCUUCAGGACGCGAUAUCCCGGUGGACAAUAUACAAGAUGCAGUUGGGGCAUUCAUCAACAUGCUGGUAUACAAGAUCAAUUUGAAAAAGGAUAUAUUGUUGCAGAAAGCGUUGAAAAAGACCCAACUCGAUUUCAUCAAAAGUAUGGAGCAUCAGUCUAUUUCACUCGCAGAGGUACAGCACGAGCUUGAUCUUGCGGAUGCCUCAUUAUUCAACACAGCCUUCACGUUCCAGAGACGGGGCGCCUUGGAGGAAGAUACCACGCCCUCGCUAUCCUUCAAAUCUUUUGAAUCCUACGAUCCUAGUGAAUACAAGCUGGCAAUAAACGUCGAGAUGCUCAGUUCGAGUACCGAGGUUCACUUUAGCUACUGGAAGGAUUUCCUGUCUAGCGAUCAAGUCAAGAACAUCGCAGACACAUUUGAGAAAAUAAUCGGUGACGUUACAAAGGAAACGACCACUUCCAUGUCUAUCGGAGAUAUUGAAUGCUUCGGAAACUCAAGUUGCAGUACUGUUCGCAAACUGAAUGAUAUUUCUCUGAUCAAGGUUGACAAGUGUGUUCAUGAGAUGAUCCAAGAGCAGGCUGUAAUCCAGCCAUCAGCCCCGGCAGUCGAGGGAUGGGACGCUCAAUUUACCUAUGAAGAGCUCAACAAUCUUGGGGAACGCCUUGCAAUCCAACUUCAAGACCAAGGGGUCGGCCCAGAAGUUAUCGUUCCUCUCUUCUUUGAAAAGUCUUCAUGGGCCAUUGUUGCCCAAGUUGCUGUACUCAAAGCGGGAGGCGCAUUCGUCUCUUUCGAUCCAUCACAUCCCGAGGAUAGACUGCGAGCACUUGUAGAUGAUGUACAAGGUCGCGUGGUCUUGAGUUCGGCUUCACAAUAUGAAAAGGUCUCUCGAAUCUCCGAAAAUGUUAUAUUGGUAGACAACAACUCUCUGCUACGAUUUCCACAAGUUCACGGCCAGAUACGCUCCGUUGUUAAACCAGCAAAUACAGCAUAUGUGAUCUUCACCUCUGGGUCAACAGGGAAGCCAAAGGGAACGGUAAUAGAGCAUGGCCAAUUUUGCACAGGCGCUAUAGCUCAUGGGGAAGCGCUACACAUGAACUCGAAAACACGGUCCUAUCAAUUCGCUUCGUACACAUUUGACGCAUCCAUCUUGGACAUUCUUUCGGUUCUCGUAUUAGGUGGGUGCGUUUGUGUACCUAGUAAUGAGGAGCGUAUGAACGACAUGGCUGGCAGCAUUGGAAGACUACGUGCCAAUUGGAUGUGUAUCACACCUUCCGUUGCUGGGACUCUUAAGCCUGAGAGUAUACCCACUAUGAAAGUCAUCGCAAUGGGAGGUGAAAAGCUCACUCCAGGUAGUAUCGAAAAGUGGUCAAAAUCCGUAUGCCUUGUUGAAGCCUAUGGGCCUAGCGAGUGCUCUGUCGUCUGUGCAGCAAAUGACAAAGUUGAUGCGUCUGGUAAAAUUGUCAACUUCGACCCUGCUGUGAUUGGAACGGCUGUCGGUAGUCGAUCUUGGAUUGUCGAUCAGAGAGAUUAUAAUAAGCUUGUGCCAGUCGGAGCCAUCGGUGAAUUGGUGAUUGAAGGUAAUAUAGUUGGUCGUGGCUAUCUCAACAACAAAAUUAAGACAAGGGAGGCUUUUAUACAGGAUCCCACCUGGGCAGCGAAUGAGAACAUACGCGAUCUAGUUGCCCCCGGAAGUCGAAUGUAUCGCACUGGAGAUCUUGUCCGUUACAAUUCAGACGGCACCCUCACUUAUAUGGCAAGAAUGGACAUGCAAAUCAAGCUCAAUGGCCAGCGUAUUGAGCUAGGUGAAAUUGAAUAUCAAUGUGCACAGCAAAUGCCUGAGAAUGUGCAGUUGGCAGUUGAUCUCGUUGCUCCCGGUUCACAUGCUGGGGCAAAGAAACUAGCCAUGUUUUUCACUUCGAAUUCGAAUAAGACUACCUCGGGAAAUAUCGUCCGACAAGAUGAACGCCUUCUUCUGACAAUGAGUGGCUCGAUUCAAGAUACGAUCAAGGGCCUAGAGGAGUCUUUGGGCAAAGUCCUGCCAUCGUAUAUGAUUCCACAACUAUUCUUCCCAGUGACAACCAUACCAUUCACUACAUCCGGAAAACUUGAUCGUCGAAAGCUUCACGGCGAAAUUAACGACCUUUCUAGAGAAGCCCUUAAAGCUUACUCUCUAGUAACCUCGAUGAAACGACAGGCUCCUACCGACAAAACGCAGCUAGUAUUGCAAAGUUUAUGGUCUCAAGUCCUUGGUCUACCCACAGCUUCGAUUGGCAGUGAUGACAGUUUUUUCAGACUUGGUGGGGACUCUCUGGCUGCUAUGAAGCUUGUGGGAACUGCCCGGUCUCAAGGACUAACCCUAAGUGUUCUGGAUGUUUUCCGCCACUCUUCACUCAAAGAAAUGUCCUCGCGAUGCCAAACAGCGAAGAAUACAUCUGUCAGUAGUGUCGAACCAUUUAGUCUACUAGCACAAGCAUCCAAAGGAGAAAUCAUGGAGGAAGUGGCAAGUCAAUGCGGCGUCAAUCAGCAUACGGUUUCCGACAUUUACCCUUGCAGUCCCCUUCAAGAAGGUCUCAUCACAUCAUCAGUCAAACAAAGGGGAGCAUACGUUGCCAAAAACAUUCUUCGACUAGCUCAGAAUGUUGAUAUUCAAAAGUUCAAGACUGCUUGGCAGCAAUUAGUGGAUGAAUUCGACAUUCUCCGAACCCGCAUCAUCCAUACAGCUUCCUCUAACUUCCUACAGGUAGUCCUCAAAAAGGACGAAAUCAAGUGGUACACCUCACACAACCUGGAAGAAGCUACCAGCUAUUCUUCGAAAGUCCCGGAAUCUGACGGUGGCGCCCUCACGAGAUACACCUUAGUUGAAGACAAAUCUUCAUCGUCCAUUUACUUCGUCUGGCUGAUUCACCACGCGCUGUACGAUGCAUGGGGGCUAGACAUUAUCCUAACGAGAUUUCAAGAAAUUUAUUUCUCGAAGUCUAAAAUUUCACCAAAGGCUUCCUACGCAAACUUUAUCGGUUAUCUACAAGAACGGAAUCCUCAAACCUCAGACAACUUCUGGAAAACCUAUCUCGCCAACACAUCAUCUACACCGUUUCCACCUUCGAUCGAAGAUUCGCCAGGGGAUCGAGAACUAACCACAAAGACAGUGAGCACAAUCACAAGAAUACCACAAAAGUCAUCAGGACUUGAUAUUACCGUGCCAGUGUUAAUCCGAGCAGCAUGGGCUCUCGUGUUAUCAAAUCGUACACAAUCAAGUGACAUAUGCUUUGGGGAGACACUGAGUGGUAGGAAUGCGGACGUGGCAGGCAUUGCUGAUCUAGCAGGCCCUGUACUGACAACAGUACCGACUCGUAUCAAUGUCGAUCUUUCACUCAAAAAGAAGGACUACCUCGAGGGAAUUCAGAAAGCGUCUACGGAAAUCAUUCCUCAUCAGCAUGCAGGUUUACAGCAUAUCAGGAAACUUGGAGUAGACGCUGCGUCUGCUUCCGACUUCAGGAAUUUGAUUGUUAUACAGAACGAAGAAUCUGCCGAAAGCAACGACCUCUGGGAAGUUCAAAAUGACGGAACGCUUGGCAGCUUCUUCACUUUCCCUCUCGUGGUGGAGUGUAAGCUAUCCAAAUCUCAUGUUGAGUUGAAUCUCCACUUUGAUGAACAGGUGCUUUCUACCUGGGCUUCAGAGAGAAUACUGCUGCAGUUUUCACACGUUCUUCAGCAGCUUGCAUCUGUCAAUUCUAGCGACACCGAGUCUCUUGAGACAGUUGAAAUGGUAAGCCCGGAGGAUAGGGAGGAAAUUACGUGGUGGAACAGACGCCGCCCGCAAGCGGUUGACCGAUGCAUUCAUGAUAUAUUCCACGAAUGGUGCAUCUCACAACCCCAAGCUUCCGCAGUGGAUGGCUGGGAUGGCCAUCUUACCUAUCAAGAGAUGAAUACAUAUGCAUCAAGACUGGCAUCGUACUUGAGGACGCUAAAUGUUGGACCAGAAGUGCUGGUACCCUUAUGUCUUGACAGAUCUGCAUGGACUAUUGUUACGAUGUAUGCGGUACUUAUUGCUGGUGGCGCCAUUGUUCCUCUUGAUCCAACUCAUCCCGUCGAAAGACACACGGAAAUCAUCACGCAACUGAACAUUGGCGUCGUUUUGUGCUCUCCUAAAUACCAUUCUAGAUUCGAUGGCGUCGUCAAAAACAUAGUCGAUAUUCAUGAAGGUAUGAUCAAAAAGCUCUCAUCCGGGACCACAUCUUCAGUGCAGGCUAUCAGCACAAACAGUCGAAACGCGGCAUACGGAAUCUUCACUUCAGGGAGCACUGGAAAGCCAAAGGGGAUCAUUGUCGACCACCGGGCAUUCAAUUCGAGCUCUGCAGCUUACAGUCCUGCUAUACGGAUGGACUCAAAAAGCCGAGUGCUUCAAUUCUCGUCACUUACAUUCGACGCUGCCGUCUUGGAAAUAUUCUCAACUUUGACAAACGGAGGCUGCGUGUGCGUGCCCAAUGACGAGGAACGUCUGCAAGACUUAUCAGGCGCUAUCUGUCGGAUGAAUGUGAACUGGACAUUUUUAACCCCUUCUGUUGCCAAUUUGAUCGAUCCAUCUUCUGUUCCAUGCCUCAAAACUCUGGGAUGCGGGGGUGAAGCAAUGAGCCCUGAAGUUAUAUCUAAAUGGGCGAACAAGGUUGAACUAGUGAAUAUAUAUGGGCCAACGGAGACAUCAGUGAUGUGUGUUGUGAGAUCAGUCGCACCAAAAGACUCUGCAACCAGCAUUGGGCAAGGGACACAAUCGACCCUUACUUGGGUUGUAAACCCCGACAACUACAACCAACUCAUGCCUUUGGGUGCUGUUGGCGAAUUGGCGUUAGAAGGGCCUGCUCUAUCCCGCGGAUAUCUUGCAGAUGAUGCCAAAACCAAAGCAGUAUUCGUCGAAAAUCCUUCAUGGGCGUCAAAAUUCCCAUCAUCUGUUCCUGGAGCCCGGCGGCUACAUUUGUCCGGUGACCUUGUUAAAUACACAUCUGAUGGCUCCCUCGAUUUUGUUGGUCGGAAGGAUAACCAAGUCAAACUCAACGGUCAACGAAUGGAUCUCGGCGAGAUCGAGCACCGAUUGGAAACGGAUCCUCGUGUGCGACAUGUCAUUGUUCUGUUGCCAAAGUCGGGACAUCUUCAGAAGCGAUUGGUGGCAGUCCUCUCUUUGAACACCUCCAAGCAAUCAAUUGUUUCCUCUCAGCCUUGCGAGCUUGUUCAAAGGAAUUCACACAUUGAUUCUGAGUUGGAAGACAUCAAACACAAGCUAUCAUUACAGCUACCUUCCUACAUGGUCCCCCAAACAUGGGCAGUUGUGAAUUUGAUCCCGAUGCUCGUCUCUGGGAAGCUCGAUAGGAAAAAGGUUAAAGGCUGGGUCGAAGAUAUACCAGAAGAAAUCUCACAACAUAUUGUGGGUGCUGAAGAAAGCAAUGAAUCUCCCGCAGAGGUCACCGGAGUCAUUUCAAUUUUGCGCGAUGUUUGGAGUCAGGUGCUCAACUUGCCUGUCGAAAAAGUAAAGCUGAACCAGUCAUUCAUGAGCCUAGGUGGUGAUAGUAUUACAGCCAUGGCUGUGGUAUCUAGAAGCCGACGACAUAAGAUAGGAGUGUCCCUUCACGACGUACUCCGUUCUUCGUCAAUUGUACAAUUAGCCAGUACAGUUGAGGCUAGCAUUGUGAUUGUGCAAACCGAAGAAAAAACAGAGCAAGAUUUCGAUCUUUCGCCAAUCCAAACGAUUUAUCUUGCUGCCAGCAAAGAACAUCAAGGGAAUAGCCGGUUCAACCAGAGCUUUAGUCUUCGCUUGUCACGAUACAUCAGCCCCCAGGCCAUGAAAUCAGCAGUUAGAAGCCUUGUCAUCCAACAUUCAAUGCUGCGUGCACGAUUCAGAGAAGACAGUGAUGGCAAAUGGGUUCAGCGUCUCUCUAACGAGAUCGAAUCAUCUUUUCGGUUUAAUAACUACACAUUAUCCAAGCAGGCUGACGCAACUGAUAUCAUCAUCAAGAGCCAACAGAGCCUAGACAUCUUGCAUGGUCCAUUGUUUACUGUUGACAUGUUUGAAACCCAAGACAACCAGCAAUUUUUGUUCUUGGUUGCUCAUCACCUAGUUGUUGACAUGGUUUCUUGGAGAAUUAUUAUUCAGGACUUGCAAGAAAUUAUUGAAACCAGAACCCUUCCCAGUGAUAAGCCGCUAUCUUUCCAGACCUGGUGUUCGCUGCAAGCCGAACAUGCCAGACGAGAUGAAAAGGCAAAGGUCCUUCCUUUCAAGAUUCUACCAACAAAUACUGGCUACUGGGGAAUGGAUAGCGUCCCAAACACUUACGGUGCGGUCGAACAGAAAUCUUUCACUUUAAGUGAGGAAACCACUGCUUUCACAAUGGCUAGUCACCACGAUGUUUUCCGGACUGAGCCCAUGGACUUUUUAUUGGCAGCAAUCCUUCAUUCCUUCCACUGCGUCUUUACUGACAGGUUUCUACCUACAUUAUUUAAUGAAGGUCAUGGAAGAGAGGCUUGGGACUCACAAAGCGAUCCAUCACGAACUGUUGGCUGGUUCACGAACAUCUCACCCGUUCAAGUGUCAUUACAGUCAGAUGAUAUACUAGACACUUUGAAACGAGUCAAAGAUACUAGAAGGAGUGUGCAGGAAACUGCAAAACAUUAUCUCGCUUAUCACUUCCUUUCACAGGGCAAUCAAGUAUCUUCGACACGGCCCAAGGUACCUAUGGAGAUCUUGUUCAACUAUUUGGGUGCCAUGCAACAACUUGAGCGCGAUGACUCGUUGCUCCAAAGCGCCGAAAUACUUUCUGAUACAGCUGAUCCAUUACUUGUUGGGGACAUGGGACCUAAUACUCCAAGAUUUGCCCUGUUCGAGGUCUCAGCGAUUGUCAUGCAUGGCAGAUUACGUUUUACGUUUAUGUAUAACCGCCACAUGCAACAUCUCAAUGAAAUCAAUCAAUGGAUAUCAGAGUGCCAAUGGGCUUUGGAAGAAUUGGUAGUCAGGUUGAGACGGUGCAGUGCAGAGCCAACGCUGAGCGAUUAUCCUCUGCUUCCUCUCGGUUACGAUGGAUUGAAACGCCUAGCCAAGGAGUCCUUCCCAAGGGUCGGUAUUUCGCAUCGAGAUCAGGUUGAAGACAUCUAUCCCUGUUCGCCUACCCAGGAAGGCAUGCUUCUUAGUCAACUCCGUGAUCCCAACACCUAUCUUUUCAACAUCGUUUUCGAAGUCAAGCAUGCCAAUUCGACAGGAAAAGUCAACUUUCAACAGCUUAUCAAUGCAUGGAAAGGUGUAGUCGACAGACAUGCAGCUCUGCGUACUAUCUUUAUCAAUAGUACAUACAAAGGUGGUGCUUUUGAUCAAGUUGUUUUGAAAAAAGUCGAAACUGGAAUUACUUAUUUCGAGUGUGAAGAGCACGAAGUCUUCACCAAACUUCAAUCUGUUCAACUUGCCGAAAAGAACAGUAAACGAAAACAGAAGAUACCGCACCAGAUGACAAUCUGUAGCACUUCCGCCGGCAGGGUGUUUAUCAAGAUGGAGAUCAAUCACGCAGUAAUAGAUGGAGGAUCAACUCAGAUUUUGAUACGUGAUCUGUCUCUUGGAUACGACGAGCAAUUGUCUAAAGGUCCGGGGCCGCUAUACUCAGAUUACAUCCGGUUCAUCCGCAGUCAACCAGCAACUGAAGCUGUUUCAUUUUGGAAACGAUAUUUGACAGGCGUUCAAGCAUGCCACUUUCCCCGCCUAGGCUCUGGCAGCAACGGAAAGGGACUUGCUUCAUUGACAGUCACGUUCAACUAUUGGCCAGAGCUACAGAAUUACUGCGAGAAGUCUAGAGUGACGCUCGCAAAUGUGAUACAAGCAGCAUGGGCGUUGGUACUUCGACGGUACACCGGCUCUGACGACGUGUGCUUUGGCUAUUUGUCUGCUGGAAGAGAUGCACCUGUAAAUGGAAUUCAGGACACGAUUGGGGUCUUCAUUAACAUGCUGUGCUGUCGUGUCCGACUUUCGGGAUCACAGCUUCUGGCUGAAAUUCCUAGUACUAUCCAGGAUGAUUACAUGAACGGAAUACCGCACCAACGUUGUUCUUUGGCGCAGGUCCAGCAUGAGCUGGGCUUGCAGGGAAAACAGAUUUUCAACACGGCACUCUCUAUUCAAAAUCAUUCCAAAUCCAGUGAUUCAGAAGAGGGGUCUUUGACCUUUACGGCACAAGAGGCACAUGAUCCAAGCGAGUAUCCGAUUACAUUGAAUAUCGAGACGGCCAAGGAUGAAGAGGGGAUCGUUAUUCGCUACUGGACUGAUAUGAUCUCAAGUCAACACGCGUCCGAAAUCUCCGAGACAAUUGCUUCCACUCUCCAAGCUUUCGUGCAAGAACCUACAGAAACAGUAUCUCGUGUUAAUUUGAGAAACGUUAAGACCAAGGAAACCGACACUGAGCAAAAGCACAGGGUGAGCAAAAAUACGUCGCACCAGCAUGUAGACAUCGGCCAGCUCCUGGAAAACCAUCCUGGCCUCCAGGCCCUCAUUGACGAGAGAGUCCAAACUAUCGUCCAGCAAAUGUUCAGUCUCAGUCGACGCAGCUCUUUAGCCCGGAGAAUGUCUGUCAGAUCCAACGUCACCGAACAAGAAGUGACGAGAAUUGCACAGUCCGAAUCUGAUGCCUUUUCAUGCGCUUCAGAGGAUAUAUACAGCCCCGAUAUUGAAAAUUCGAUGAUCCCAGUUGCGGCUCAGAUCCACGAACGCGGCAGACGAGCCACUCUUGAGGAAAAGCUCUUGCGGCUUUGGAGCGAAAAGCUCGAUUUACCUCUGUCCUCGAUAACGAAAGAUGACAGCUUCUUUGAACUAGGUGGUGAUAGCAUCACUGCAAUGGGCCUCGUAGGGGACGCGCGUGACGAAGGUCUAAUCUUGACUGUGGCUGAUGUAUUCCGCAAUCCUAUUUUCAAAGACAUGGCAAGCGUGGCUCAGAUUGCCAGUGAAGUCAGCUUCGUCGACGUGGAAAUCAACAACAUGAACAAACUCGGCCAGCAGUCAUCCUCUACAUCCGCCAAGGGUAAUAUCUACGAGCGAUUCGCGCUGCUCAAGUCUGCCAACAUUGACGAGGCGUUUCUUCAAAAGUACAUUUGCCCGCGCGUCGGGGUGUUCAAGGGAGGAAUCGUGGACAUACUACCCGUUACCGACUUUCAAGCUCUCUCGAUCACUGGUGCACUCUUGCAGUCACGGUGGAUGCUCAACUUUUUUUGCCUUGAUGGACGGGGUGCAUUGGACUUUCGACGUCUCAAGCAGAGUUGCUUCCGUGUGGUGCACGCUUUUGAUAUUCUGCGAACAGUCUUUGUUGCCUCCAAGGGACGUUUUCUGCAGGUCAUUCUCCGCAAAGUUCGACCUGAAUUCUCGGUUUACGAAACAGACGAGAGUCUAGAUGAUUUUACCUCCACGCUACAGCAACGUGAUAUUGAGCAAGGAGUAAAGCAGGGCGAGCCAUUUGUGCAGUUUUUUGUCGUCAAGGAGAAAAACACUGACAGGCACCGCAUCAUCUUGCGUAUUUCACAUGCACAGUAUGAUGGCGUAUCUCUUCCAAGAAUUCUGUCGGCGAUCAAGGCCGGGUAUGAAGGAGGACCGAUACCGUCGCCUGUUUCUUUUGCAAAUUUCGUCCGUGACUCGGCAAGAAUCAUCACCAGCAGUCAUUACGAUUAUUGGAAGAAUUUACUCAAAGAUUCCAAAAUGACCGAUAUUGUCCGUCGCCAGGCUCCCGGAUACCGCAAGUCAACAGGGAAUACUACAAUCCUGCGCAAAACUGUACAUGUGCCAUCCAUGGCCCAUGGAAACAUCACAACGGCGACUGUCAUCAAAGCAGCUUGGGCAUUAACCCUAGCAAGGGUUACAGGAAGCGACGAUGUGGUGUUUGGCCACACAAUCAGCGGAAGAAACACAGCAGCCAUUUCCGGGGUAGAGUCCAUGGUCGGACCAUGCAUGAACAUUGUACCAGUCCGCAUCAAAUUCAGCGAGAAAUGGACUGUCCUUGAUCUGCUUCGACACGUCCAAGACCAGCAAGUCGCCAACAUGCCUUAUGAAGCACUGGGGUUCCGGCACAUUAUCCAAGACUGCACAGACUGGCCUAACUGGACGACUUUUAGUACUAUUCUGCAACACGAUGCUGUCAGCUCGUCAAAUGACAUCAAGCUCGGAGACAACACUUAUGUGGUAAAGGGAGUAGGCAGUGAUGAAGAACUAGCCGAUUUCUCUAUCAAUUCCAUAUCCCUGGAUCAAAAUCAAGUGGAAAUGAUACUGUCGUUCUCUGUCGAGGGCUCCAUCACUAUGGAGCUCGCGCAACGAGUAUUGGAUAUGGUCUGCGACACGGCAGAAGGCUUCACCAAAAACCCAGACAUGGUUCUUCCAUCGCCUACCGCACUCUCUGCUCUGCCACCUCAAAACGUGCAAGACACCACUGGCCAGGAAUACGGCAUUGCCAACGCAGCCCAAUCUUCUUCGUCUUCCUCGCAACUCGCCCAGCUAAGCCGUGCAGAUAUCCUCGUUCUUUCGGAUGUUAUCCGGCGCGCAUGGGAACAAGUCCUAGCUGAUAAGGACGACAAUAGCCCUCCACUCAAACCAGACUCGUCAUUCUUCGACCUUGGCGGCGAUCUGAUCGGUCUCGCGCAGGUAUCGUGGCUUCUCGAGCAGGAAGAUUUGAAAGUGCAACUUGACGAUCUAGUCGACUGUCCGACUAUGAUGAGGCAGAUGAAUGCUCUGGUUCAAUCCAACAGUCUCGACGCACAAAGGCAGACGAUUAUGAUGAUGGCCGGAGGACAAGGAUCUUCAGCAGCCAAUUCGACGUCUGAGGUUGAUGCAGUAGUAGGUGGAGGUUCGCAGCAGCAGUCUAGUACUACUACGACUAGCAAAACAACGCAGCGGAAAUCUGUGAAUUGGGCGUCAGCGUUUGGGCUGGCGAAGAAAAUUGUGAAGAGGAGGGUUGAGGUUACUGAGACUUGA
Talaromyces rugulosus is the source of this 23709-nucleotide messenger RNA. RefSeq lists its product as uncharacterized. The coding region runs from base 1 to 23709 and encodes 7902 amino acids. The record is from RefSeq and is a predicted model, not a curated record. The transcript has 10 exons. Gene Ontology annotation, molecular function: phosphopantetheine binding; catalytic activity. NCBI's taxonomy places the organism in Eukaryota, Fungi, Ascomycota, Eurotiomycetes, Eurotiales, Trichocomaceae.